GAGUGGGAGAGACCUGACAGUGGGACCAGCUGCAGUGAGCCGUGCCCCGCCGCCCCCCCGGCUGAAGGAUGCUCGAAGAACCCGUCCCGGCCACCCGAGAGCCCGAGCAGCUCGGAGCAGUCAAACUGGAGGAAGAGGAGGCCGUCGGUCAGGAGGACCUCAGGCACACUGAGGCCAGGCCCCGGCCCGAGGUGGCUCACCAGCUCUUCAGAUGCUUCCAGUAUCAGGAGGACAUGGGGCCAAGGGCGUCCCUGAGCCGGCUCCGGGAGCUGUGCUGCCGCUGGCUGCGGCCGGCUCUGCACACCAAGGAGCAGAUCCUGGAGCUGCUGGUGCUGGAGCAAUUCCUGAGCGUGCUGCCCCCGCACCUGCUGGCCCGGCUCCAGGGCCAGCAGCUCAGGGACGGCGAGGAGGUUGUGCUGCUGCUGGAGGGUGUCCAGAGGGAGUCCAGCGCCGUGGGGCCACUGGAUUUUAGUUUUAAUGCUGGCAAGAACUGUCCCCGCGCAGACGUCACUUCGGAGGACCAGGGGGGCUCUUCCCAGGUCUCCAGCCACAGCCCCAAAAAGGAAGUGCCCUCAGAAGGACCCCCGGCCCCGGAGCCAGCCGUGGAGCCCCCGGCAUCCCAGCCAGGGCCCUCCAAGCCUGCUGAGCUGGGGACCUGGAGACAUCCCCCAAGUUCAAAGCAGCCACUGAGCCCAGGCCCCAAGAGGACAUUCCAAGCCCUGCAAGAGUGUGCCCCCCAGGGCCCUGUCCUGUGGCUGGAGGAAAACUCUCGAGACCAGGAGCUUGCAGCUGUGCUGGAGUCCCUGACCUUCGAGGAUGUCCCAGCAAAGAAGGCGUGGCCUGUCCACCCUCUGGGACCCGGAAGCAGAACCCCAGAUGAGGAGUUCAAAGAGGAGCCCAAGGCGGUCGCCUGGCCUGCAGCCCUCUCAACAGAGCCUCAGGCAGACGAUCCUGCGGCGGCGGAAGAGCCCCAUGUCCAGGUGCUGGGGCCUGGCCCCGAAGUGAGUGGCACCGGCGGCGGAGGAGGGUCCCCUCCCAGCAGGAGUGACAUUCUGGAGGUCAAAGUGGCCGACGGGCCUCCCAGGUCGGAGGCAGAGAUGGAAUUCAUCUGCACCGACUGCGGGGUGACUUUCCGACAGCUGGCCCGCCUGGAGGCGCACCAGCUGCGGAGUCACCCGGGCGCCCGGUCCUUUCCGUGCGAGCGCUGCGGGAAGAGCUUCGGCCGCAGUUCCAUCCUCAAGCUGCACAUGCGCACGCACACGGACGAGCGGCCACACGCCUGCCACCUGUGCGGCCACCGCUUCCGCCAGAGCUCCCACCUGAACAAGCACCUUCAGACGCACUCCUCCGAGCCCGCCUUCCUGUGUGCCGAGUGCGGCCAGGGCUUCCAGCGGCGCGCCAGCCUCAUGCAGCACCUGCUGGCGCACGCCGAGGGCCAGCAGUCGCCGCGCGCCCCCGAGGCCAAGCCCGAAGCGCGCGAGCUGGCCGUUGUCCUGUGCUCUCACUGCGGCCAGACCUUCCAGCGCCGCUCCAGCCUCAAGCGCCACCUGCGGAUCCACGCCAAGGACAAGGGCCACCAGUGCUCGGAGUGCUCGGGCAGCCUGCGCUCGGGCCCGGAGCGCAGGCCGUACGUGUGCAACGACUGUGGCAAGGCGUUCCGGCGCAGCGAGCACCUGGGGGCCCACCGGCGCGUGCACACGGGCGAGCGGCCCUUCUCGUGCCAGGUGUGCGGCCGCAGCUUCAGCCAGAGCUCCCAGCUGGUGUGCCACCAGCGGGUGCACACGGGCGAGAAGCCCUACAGCUGCCCGCACUGCGGGAAGCGCUUCGUGCGGCGGGCGGGGCUCGCCCGCCACCUCCUGACGCACGGCGGCCCGAGGCCCCACCACUGCACCCAGUGCGGCAAGACCUUCAGCCAGACGCAGGACCUCGCCCGCCACCGGCGCAGCCACACGGGCGAGAAGCCGUGCCGCUGCAGCGAGUGCGGCGAGGGCUUCAGCCAGAGCGCCCACCUGGCGCGCCACCAGCGCAUCCACACCGGGGAGAAGCCCCACGCCUGCGACACCUGCGGCUACCGCUUCCGCAACAGCUCCAACCUGGCCCGCCACCGCCGCAGCCACACCGGCGAGCGGCCCUACGGCUGCCAAACCUGCGGCCGGAGCUUCCGGCGCAACGCCCACCUGCAGCGGCACCUGGCCACCCACGCGGGCGCGGGGACCGAGGCGGCGUCCAGGCCGGCCGAGCCCCCGCAGGAGUGCCGGGAGUGCGGCAAGAGCUUCAGCCGCAGCUGUAAUCUGCUGCGCCACAUGCUGGUGCACACGGGGGCCAGGCCCUUCUCGUGCGCGCAGUGCGGCCGCAGCUUCAGCCGCAACUCGCACCUCCUGCGCCACCUGCGAACCCACGCCCGCGAGACCCUGUACUAGCCUCGCGCAGGUUCCGCCGGGCCCC
Acinonyx jubatus (cheetah) is the source of this 2445-nucleotide messenger RNA. RefSeq names its product zinc finger and SCAN domain containing 10 (gene ZSCAN10). Bases 69 to 2420 code for a protein of 783 amino acids. The transcript has 5 exons. Gene Ontology annotation, biological process: negative regulation of transcription by RNA polymerase II. Gene Ontology annotation, molecular function: DNA-binding transcription repressor activity, RNA polymerase II-specific. The record is from RefSeq and is a predicted model, not a curated record. Lineage: Eukaryota; Metazoa; Chordata; Mammalia; Carnivora; Felidae.